AUCAUCUUUGAAAAAUCGUACUCUAAUCACUAUAUAAACCCAUCGACUCCGUUUGAAAAUUCCCAAUCAAGUCAAUCUCUCUUUAAAGAUCAACAACACAUCGCCCUUCUUUUCUCUUUCUGGCUCUAUUUUUUAUUUAUUUAUUUUGUUGGGUUCCUUUAUUUUUGAUUAAGUCUCUUUGACCACUAACAUCUCUGUUUUGCAGAAGGAAAUAUCUUGUUGGGCUCCUUUAUUUUUGAUUAAUUUUACUGUUUCUCUGUCUAUUAUUUGUUUUUGGUUGUUGUUAACAUUAUGGAUGCAGGGUCUAUUAACUCUUCUUCAAGCUUGAAAGCACAAUCUCGUUUCCCCCUUCAACAGCAGUUUCUUCCCAGAAUGAACUCUAAAGAAAACCUGGAUAGAUUUAUUCCAAACCGGUCAGCAAUGGAUAUGGAUUAUGCCCAUUUCAUGUUAACAGAAGGGAGAAAAUGGAAAGAGAAUCCAACAGUGAACUCACCGUCAAGAGAGGCUUACAGGAAGCAACUUGCUGAAUCCUUGAACAUGAACCGAACUCGAAUUCUAGCUUUCAAGAACAAGCCUCCUGCACCUGUCGAGUUGAUGCCUCAAGACCACUCUCAUCACCACCACCAGCCCAAAACCGCCAAGCCUCGCCGACAUAUUCCUCAGACUUCUGAGAGGACAUUGGAUGCACCGGAUCUUGUGGAUGAUUUCUACCUCAACUUACUGGAUUGGGGCAGCAGCAAUGUUUUAGCCAUAGCUCUUGGAAGCACUGUUUAUUUGUGGGAUGCUUCAGACGGUUCUACCUCAGAAUUGGUCACGGUUGAUGAUGAAGAUGGACCCGUUACCAGUGUCAAUUGGGCUCCUGAUGGACGCCAUAUUGCCAUAGGCUUGAACAAUUCUCACAUACAGUUAUGGGAUUCUGCUUCCAAUAGACAGUUAAGAACAUUGAAAGGAGGACACAGAUCGCGAGUUGGGUCAUUGGCAUGGAACAAUCACAUCCUGACAACAGGGGGAAUGGAUGGUCAAAUCAUUAACAAUGACGUGAGAAUUAGAUCACACAUUGUUGAGACUUACAGAGGGCAUACACAGGAGGUUUGUGGGCUUAAGUGGUCCGCUUCAGGUCAACAAUUAGCAAGUGGGGGCAAUGAUAAUCUAAUUCAUAUAUGGGAUAGAUCUACUGCAUUAUCAAACUCAGCAACACAGUGGCUUCACAGGCUGGAGGACCAUACUUCGGCAGUGAAAGCCCUGGCUUGGUGUCCUUUCCAAGGGAAUUUGCUAGCCUCUGGAGGAGGUGGAGGAGAUAGGAGUAUUAAGUUUUGGAAUACACAUACAGGUGCCUGCUUGAACUCGAUUGAUACCGGAUCUCAGGUUUGUUCUCUUUUGUGGAACAAGAAUGAAAGGGAACUACUUAGCUCUCAUGGGUUUACUCAGAAUCAACUCACUGUUUGGAAAUAUCCAUCAAUGGUGAAAAUGGCAGAGCUCACUGGCCAUACUUCUAGAGUCCUUUACAUGGCUCAGAGUCCGGAUGGUUGCACAGUGGCAACAGCAGCAGGAGAUGAAACGUUAAGAUUUUGGAAUGUUUUUGGAGUUCCAGAAGUGGCUGCUAAAGCUGCUCCUAAAGCAAAUCCCGAGCCAUUUUCUCACUUGAAUCGCCUUCGCUGAAGCUGAAAUGAAAACAGAACAACAAGGCAAUAAAAUCUCGCAGAAGAUGUGCCAAGAUACAUUUUCUGCCCAGUUAGUUUCUGAAACGUCGUCUCCGUCUGAUUUCUUUUCACACCGAUUCUCAGAAUCCUCGCAUGCAUAUUCUGUUCUGGGUUACCGGGAAAACAACAAUUUGUUGUCAGCGAAUGGAGAAGGCAAAUCAAUGACAAUCGAUAUCCAUGCUUUGCAAAUUGAGACAGCUACUAGCAACAAAAUCAUAAAUGAAAUGGCAUAAAGCCCCCCUCACUCAAGUUUGGUUGCAUCACCCCUUCCCUCCUCCCUCAAUUGCUGUACAGAUCAAAGAAUGAUUUUGAAGGAGGGGGGUUGGUAGAUGUGUACUGUAACAUCAAAUAUCUCCAUAGUGGAAGCUUUCAGAAUGUUUUCCCC
This is a messenger RNA of Populus euphratica (Euphrates poplar), 2085 nucleotides long. Its product is annotated as cell division cycle 20.2, cofactor of APC complex-like. Gene Ontology annotation, molecular function: protein binding; anaphase-promoting complex binding; ubiquitin ligase activator activity. NCBI's taxonomy places the organism in Eukaryota, Viridiplantae, Streptophyta, Magnoliopsida, Malpighiales, Salicaceae. Bases 292 to 1659 code for a protein of 455 amino acids. Gene Ontology annotation, biological process: positive regulation of ubiquitin protein ligase activity; positive regulation of anaphase-promoting complex-dependent catabolic process; anaphase-promoting complex-dependent catabolic process. The transcript is spliced from 4 exons. Gene Ontology annotation, cellular component: anaphase-promoting complex. The record is from RefSeq and is a predicted model, not a curated record.